CGCGUUUCGUUUGUCCCCGCGAACCUUAUGCGUUGUAAGAUUCCAAUUCACGAAUCAACGUACUUAGCUCGGUGAUCAAAGUAUUGCAAAAUAUCUGUAACUUUCCCAACGCAUUUUCAAUAUGUAAAGUGAUCAGAAAAGUUGCUUCUCUCUCUCUCUCUCUCUCUCUCUCUCUCUGAGCUAUCAAGCACUUUGUGCUUUUCGGUGACUCAGAGGAACUGCCGCUUUUUUAAUAUUUAUUUUGUGAAAAAUUCAUCGUUACUUUUUUCUUUCCCAUUAACAUUCAGUCUGUUGGAGAAAAAAUGCAUUGUUGUCGUUGGUAUAUAAUCACGAUCGUAAGAUCGAAUCGUUAUAAUAAUUAUUGAUUGAUAUAUACAUAAACCGAAUGCGAGCUAGAAAAUCGGGACAUCGAAUCGAUGCGUAUCGCAUCAAAUGGAUUUACAAAUAGCCAAUUUUAUCAAAAUAUACUUGACUAAAGAUUUGUGAAUUGACAUUUUUUCCAUUAUUACUAUACGAAUUCAUCCGAUUGUCACACAUUUUUGAUAUUUUCGUUAAAAAAGAAUCGUAGUGCCAUGAUUAUCACGAUUUUUAACAGUGGUUUUUUCAAUCGUCUCGAGCGGAGUUUUCUCGCGUACCACCUUCCAAAGCCAGCUUGACUCGUAAGCGAGCUGUUGGGUGUCGUGAGAGAUUCGUAGAUAGAUAAAAAAAAGCUCCCUCUCUGUCUCUCUCUCUCUCUCUCUCUCUCUCCGCUCCCCACUCUUUUUUUCUCCCUUUCUCGUUUUUCUUAUAACAUCGUCCGAUCGUCUGAGUCACACGAGCGUUGCUACUUUUUCUCUUUAUCAUUUUCUCGUAAAAUUUGCUUCUGUCACCGAGCUCGAAGUAACCUGAAUUUAGGGCAAGAUCCUAACAAUCAAUGACUGGCAAAGAAGUCUUGUUGAGCAACUCAUGAAAGCUUAACCGUAAUGUCCAAAAUGUAGCUUACCGAUCAUGUUGAUUCGAGGUCUCUCGCGCGAUCCGAUUUGUUCUCCAUCGAUUCGCUUCAACUGCUCGAAUAAUGUCACCAUCAAAUCCGGUCACAAAAUCAUUUUGGCAAUUUGACUUUAUUCGUCGAUCAGUAUGAAUGGGCAAAUUGAUUUUGCAAUCAAUCGUUCACCGAGUCUUAAAAAGCUCGAAUGUUCAGCGCCCGAGCACUGUCCCGGUCUCGAAGCCCGAUACCGUAUAGAUUGACCUAAAAAUAAAUUUAUCACGCGUUUGUCUUUUUAUUUGGCGUGUGCAAUGAAUAGAGGAAAACAUUGCUCUAGAAAUUGGUAUGAAAAACGACCUCGAGAUUAGCUGGUUUAUUUAUUCACGCGUACCUUGAACGUAGCCAGGAAAAACUCAAGUCUUCCGGUUAACACUUCCAUCUCACCCUCUCACUUUUUCGCUCUCGUUCCCUCUCUUUCGGUCUAUAGAAUCAUUCGAUAUAAGAGCUUUCGCAUCCCCCAACACAAAAUGUCAAGCUCUUUCUUCGCUCGUUUCACAUGUCCGAAGAAAAGAGACGGAUUUAUCGUUCGUGUAUUUAUUUCGUUGUACAUACACGUGCCCGCGGUUGCCUCAGCCUUCCACCUGUACAAAGUUUAUCGCCGCACACUAUUAUUAUUCGUUCGAUACAUGCGAACCUCCGUUGCGAACUUGCUUUUUCUUCUGCUACGCCAUUAUUCCAGUGGUUCAUCCCUGACUUUCUUCAAUGUUAAUUAAAAUGAGGAGAAAACGUUGAUUCGAUAAUCCGACGAGCUUUUUUUUCCUUCAAACCAAACGAUUAUUUUAUUUCUCGAUCGAAUGACCCGAUGAUGCGACGAAAAGGAAGUAUGAGCGCGCAUGAAUAGAAGCUCGGAAAAACAAAUGGAAAGUAUUCGUCAAAAAAAUUAGUUUUCAUCCAACUUCGGCGGCUGUUAGCGCGAUGAAAAACUCGAUAUUUUCGAGUGAAAUGAAAUCAAGAGUCAACGAGUCGUGUCUAAAUGUUCGCCGGUCGAAUCUUCGAUGACAGGAUCGACGAGGGCGGGGCCUUUGAAGCCCCCGGUGAUUCCGUCACCUCUUAACAAUAAAAAUCUCGAAGUUAAAUUAUCGUCUUCCGGUUGUCGUCGCUCCCUCGACAACGAACCGACUAUUUUAUCUGAGGCUAGUCAUCCGGGGCAAACACGAAUGCUCCAUAAGAUGACACCUGUUCGACCUCACUCUAGCCAGCCCAUACAACUCACCCCACUUUGGGAACACGUGGUACGAACACGUCGAUUUCCUCCGGAAGUAGACACGCGCGAGACGUUUGACGAGAUUACGGAAAGGUUGAGGGAUCCGGAAUGGCAAGUCCGACAGCACGCUCUCCGGGUCCUCGUCGAUGUUUUACCGACCCUCGAUCUCGCCUUAAUCGACGACGCAAUGACGAGGGUGCUUCCGGAACUCGUCAACAAUCUCGGGCAUCUUGCACCUGCGGUAAGAAAAGGUGCUCUCGACACCCUCAGGGUCUAUCUUUUGUGCAGUCGCAAGAGAGAGGACGUCGUCGCAGAGAUAUUGAACAACGGUCUGAUGAAGCAGGACAGCCUCGAGAGCAUCCGGUCGAAUAUAACUCUAGGGAUAAUACUGAGCACGCCAUCGCUUCUGUUUCCAUCGUCGAGCAGUCCUCGUCCCUCGGACGAAGUGAUUCGGCGAGCGAUGGAAGCUCUGACGAAUCAUUUGGUACUAGUCACCGAUCAGGAAGCAUCGCUGAGAUCGUUACUCAAAAUUCAAGAGUUCCUCGGUCCGACGGACUUUGAUUUUUUUUUGAAAGAAUUAGGCCCGAACACGAAACGGGAUUAUGACAUUUUGUGCGAAGUUUACAGAUUAAAACCGAGUGAAAAAGAGUUGAGAAGGAAAAGCGGAAAAUCAAGGAAGCAGGAUUCUGAGAUCGGAAGAAAUGAAGAUUUCAACGAAUCGAUAGAAAACGUGAAAAAUCAUGAUGGUCAGAGUGAAAUCUCGGAAAUCGUUGAAAACAGUGAAAACUCCUCAAAUUUAUCCGCAGCAAGAAUCGUUCUCGAGACUGAAAUAAAACUCAACGAGAAAACGGCGAUAACGAUGACGAUUAUCGAACGAAAGGAUGAAGAACGCGAGCGAGAAUCCGAUCCCGACAGUUCUGAUGAAUUAACGAAAAACCCUCGAAAGGAGGACGAGGACGUUCCUUCGGAUAUCGAAAUCAGCGUCGAUCCCGCUUACGAUUUCACGGACGAUUGGAUCGAGAGGAGAAAGACGCCGAGAAGAGUACAUUUCGGUGGUGAAAUCGUCAAGCUUCGAACUCCUGACAGUGACGAUUCCGAAAUCGUACCGACGCAAGUAUUACAAACAAAGAUACCGAUCCCGAUUUCACCAGCGACCAAAAUUACCGCGGUACGCUCCCGCAAAGCGCGAUCCAAUCCUUCCAGCCCCAACCUCCCGAGAUCGAGAUCGAGGAAAUCGGUCUCGGUAUCGAACAGUCCGAAGAGAGAAUUUUACGUCCACGAUGCGAGCCUCAGCCCGAAAAAGAGUAUCCUCACGAAAACCAUCACCGAUUCCGCCAUGAGCACGAGCACGCUACGAACAAGCGGAGAAAUAAAUGAAAACGCGGAGUCCAGGGUCGACACAAUUUUCGGUAAGCAAGAAAAAGAUGACGAUGGUGAAUGGACUUUCGAAGUCUUUGAAAACGACGAUCUUACGUCCUCGAAGAAUCACGACCUUCCCGAGUAUUCCGAAAGCAUAAAAAACAAUCGUGACUCGAAAAAAAAACUCAAUUCUGCCAAAGCGAACAACGAACGAUCGUUCGAUAACGUAAUCGAGCAAAACAAAACGGACAUUGUUUUGCAACGGGAGAAAAGUGAUUUUUCAAAAAAAUCGCUGACAAUUGGCACCGAUGACGGAACCACGAAGAAAAAUAUUGAUUCCGGCAAAUUGGUCGAUCCACGAGAUUUGACGAGAGACGAAAUUUCUUUUGAUCAUUAUCCUGUUUAUGAUAAAGGCAUAAAGAAAUCGGCAAGCCCAAAGAAAAAUCAGCGCAAUUCUGCCAAAAUGAGAAUCGAAGAGCGAGUGAAUGAAGCAACGUCUAGAAAUGAAACUCGUACAGCCUCUCGAGGUUCCGAUUCAGAGAAAAAUUCAACUGAUUUCAUAUCGAUGAAAUCAAUACGUGAGAAAAUCGGCCCGAGAAACGAUUCGAUUGAGUUAAAGAAUGAGAGAGCAGCGGUGAACGUUAAACUCGGUGAAGUUGGCAAUGUUGAAUUGGUCAGGGGAUCUUCUCGGAUGACUUUCGAAGCGAUGGACAAAGUAAUUGUCGAAGAGAAUCGAGCUAAGAGGGAAGGAAAGGUAGACUAUACAAAAUCCGCUCCGCUCGAGAAUCGAAAGCACGAAGAGAAGUUAGAAUCAUCUUUGAGCGAACGCAACGUUAAGUCUUGCUCGACGGAGGAUCGUACGUCACCAAGAAAACACGAUUUCGAGACUUUUCCACGCAAAGAAAGAAAUUAUAUUCUCAUGGAACUCUCGAGUCCGAAUAAAACGAACCUGAAAAAUAUAUCGAGUGGAAUGUCUGGGAACGAAGGGCUGGAGAACAAAAAAUCUCUCGAGCCAUCGGAUAGCAAUUUGCCAUUAGCAGUGAACGAUUGCUCGUCGAUUGCUUCUGCGAUCGAUCAUUCGUCCCUCGAUGUUGUCAAAAAUAAAAAAAACGAUAAUAUCCACACUGCGCCUGACUCCAUUGCGAAUGAAAAAAAUGACAAAAAUCGUGUGCCACGCGACGAAAUCGAAGAAACGAAGAGAAAUUCAAAUUUUGACAUUGAAGAAAGUCCUCUCAAUGAUAUCGACAUUAGCGAACCUACGAAAUUUCGAGAAUCCAAUUGGGAGGACCUGGGGCUCGUCGAUCAGGAGGUCCUCGAUGAUCUUCAUAACAAGGAGGAUUGGCGCGCCAGAGUCCGAGGCCUUGAGAGGGUCGCAUCUGCAUUAAGGACAUCUUCGGCGUUGAUUGCCAUCGAGCCACGACUAGGAUCACUCCUUCAAGCCGUUUUGGGGGGUGAAAGAAGCUGUCGAGUCGCUGCAGCUGGAAUGGCCGUUGCGAGGGUCGUGGUCGCCGGAGUGUCCGAGGAGGCUCUGAAACGAAGAUUGCCCCAAGUGGCAUGGGGUUUGGCUCGACAGGGUGGUCCGAAUGCUGCACAACUGGCGAGGGUCGCCAUGCUCAGACUAAGACCGGCUCUUCUACUCGAACAGCUUCUCCAGCCUCAUUGUAUCAAAGCACGAAACGCUAAGACUCGAGAAAACGCCCUGCAACUGCUGAUAUUUUCGUUGGUGACGUUUCCAAGUACGGAGUUCAAUGUUGAAAACGUGGCUCACAAAGUUGCCUCGAUGGUUGGAGAUAGAAGACGACGAGUUCGGCAAGCAGCGCUGGAUACGCUUGCGGUUCUGGCGCAAAUCUAUGAACCCGAGGAAAUCAUGAAAGCUGGCAAACUGGCUGGAAAAGGUCAGCAGGACGGAGAUGCGAUGUUCACAGCGAUAAGAGCUCGUUUGGCACGAAAAUCGUUGCCGAUGGUUUCCGCAGAUGGGCUUGUACUAUACGGAUUACAAAUUUCACCGACUAUUCAAAUUGCUACGGGACCCGACGUCGACUGGAUUGUGGCCGGAAGCGGUUCAGUUUCACCGGGAACGGGACGAACGAGAGGCCAAAUUAUCGCGACAACGGCUCGACAAGGAACACACGAGAAAAAUGCAAAAAACGAAAUUACGAAAAAUGGCUCGACAGAAGUAAACUUCGUUGCUCUCGGUGUUGGAAUGGGAACAAAGAGGGAGCAAAAGAAACCUCUCGCUUGGCAACUCGUUCAACAUUCGGCACAGCGCGAGAACCGUCGCGAUCGAGACAAAUGUGAAGAUUACAACGACGAAGAAAAUGUCAUCGCUCCGGAUAAAGUUGUGGCGAAAACGAGAUUGACCGGGACACUCGGCCAAUAUCGAUCGGCUACCGAAGAUCUCGACGAUUCCUUCGAGAUCCACGAACCAAAUCCUAUUUUUUUGAUCGACGACAAAGACGUCAUUAUGAAACAACGCCAAACAGAGGAAAAUUUUCAUCGAAGGAUGGACGAAAUUUAUGCUCAGAGAACCGGGAUCGGUCAAAUAUCGCAAGAUAUAGGAGGAAACAGAUUAGAAUCUAGGAUUCCGGUAGCGCAGUCUCGCGAGCGUGAGACGAACGGCAAAGAGACAACGAGAUACGGAGGAGGGAUUCAUCCGAGACGAAGAUUAUUACCCCACGAGGAAGGAAAUAAUUUGGAAAAUUGGUCGGCCGGCUCGAGAGUCUCGAAUAGUUCGAGGCCUCAAUCGACGCACAGGGACGAUCAUUCCGAAACGGAAAUUAAAUAUCCAAGAUAUCCGAGAUUGCGGAGAGAUUCUUCCCCUCAACAUUUCUCACCAUCGCGCGAUACUUACAGAUCGAUAUAUCGACAAGGUAGAGGUUUUGCGGACGGUAACGUGUAUCGGGAGGUACAAACAGCACCGACGACGACGAGUUACGACGUCACUCGUCGUCGUCAGAGUCUCAAGGAUUCGAUGGCAACGAGAUACGUUGCGGGCUCGCGUAGAACUAUUCCGAACGAGUCACAAACGAGUACGAACACUGCGACGAUGGAUAAUAGCGAGGAGAGUACCAGAUUUAUUCGGAACUUUCACGAGGCAUCACGUUCCGGCAUCGGAAACAUCAAUUUUUACAAGGGAGACAAAAACACCGUCGAGGAGGAAGAAAACAAUGAAAUCAAUAAGCGUCACUUCGCUGUUCAGGCUAAUUCUUACAAAAUCCAAAAUUCGAACGACCGAUCGUCCCAGUGUCCGGCUCGGAUAAAUAAUGAAGCGUCGGAAACAUCGAGCAGCAACGAAUCUUCAAAUAUUUUCAUGGAGGAAUAUGGAGCUACGAAUCCUUCGGAAAUAAAGAUACGUAACGAUCGCAACACCGCAGAGGAACCUUUUGUUACGGAAAAUAAUGAGAGCUCCGCUGCAUCCCCGGACGAGGAGAGCCCUUACGCUGAAAAAUCUUUUGACGUUAUUACACACGAGACUAACCCAUCGAGACGGAAUUCCAUCGAUUACGGGCUCUCGUCGGGAAACAUCCGAGCGAGUAGCGUGGGUUUAACGAACCAGGUGGAAAUAGACGAGUCCGAAACCGAGAAAGAUUCGAGCGCGGAUGAGACGAACUCGAUAAUCCAUCGGGCGAAUCCGAGUAAUGAUUAUUUGACGGAAAAUCAUGAUUACAACAACGAGAGUUCGGAAAAUGAGGGUGCGACCACCAGCUCGAUUGAUAGAGACGUUGGAACGUUGUACGACUCGAACGUGAAUAAUUCGUCGGAAGAUUGUGCCUCAAAAGUGUCCCAAGACUCACCCACUUCGAACGAAUCCCAAGAGACGGAAAUUGAUAAUUCUACGAGAUUGUCGAGGAGUCCUACGAGGGUCGAUUCUCUGUACGCGGUAUGUUCGCUCGGAGCUGUUGCAUCGGAAAACUCGGGUCCAAGCACCGACGAGAAUGAUUCACCGGAAAUCACGACGAUCAAAAAAUUUCGAUUACAGUCGUACGUUCAAUACCCCCCUGAUCAAGUGGAUUUGGGAAGUGGAAUUGGCAUAAUUUCACCGCGCGUCGAGGUCGAAAAUCUCGUGAGAUCGGAAAUUCAAAGACGGGAGUCCCGGGAGGAAAGUAUCAUUUCGAUAAUCGUCGCGUCCCGACCAAAUUCCCGAGGCAACGAGGACAAAGCGUCCUUCGAUUCGAAGGGUUUACGACAAACCGAGAGUUUCGUUGAGAAUUCAAACGACAACGUCAUUUGUUCGUCAUGCCCUGAAAAACUUAAUGAGUCAACGAACAAAUCGAUCGGCUCGGACUCCGCUACGUGCGAGGAAAAGGUGGCGAUUCAAAAUCAUUUCUCCCGUGACUCGACGACUCUCGGAAAAAUCAAUCGCUCCUCCAACACCGAAAAUAAUGUGGACUCGCAAGAAACUCGGGAGGAGGCAGCGAGCGCGAGUGAAAAAAAUCAAGCGCAAAAGAGAGCUGGAACGUCGAGAAUUUCACGAUUGAGGCAAAAGAGCCGCACGAACAUAGCGCGAGUAGCGCCGAUGCAGUUGAGCGCUCAGAGAAAUGCUCGAAGCACAUCCAAAUCGAGAACAUUCGCCCAACAAUGUUUCACUCAAUUGGAAAGCAACGAUUGGGAAGUUACGAUGAAGGGACUGAAGGGAUUGUCACAGAUAGCGAGACAAGAGCCGGAGCAGUUGGAUACGUGUGCUCCUGGAACUGUAGGACGAUUGCUCGGUCGUCACGUUAGAAAUCUACGCUCGCAAGUGUCUCGUGCUGCUUGUCUGGCAGCUGGCGACGUUUUCCGUUCGCAAGCUCGUUGUAUCGAUCAGGAUCUCGACGACAUUGCCGGGCCAUUGCUUCACCGAACGGCAGACACGAACAAGUUCCUCCGGGCCGACAGCAAUGAGGCACUCGAUCGUAUGGUCGAACAUCUGCCACCGAAUAAAACAAUUCUCGUGAUCGUACAUCGCGGAGCAACUCACCAAAACGCAAUAGUACGAGCAACAACGGCAAGACUCCUCGCUUCGAUAGUCGAUCGCGUUGGUCCUGAAGGAAUUAUGUGCAUGCCCCGUGACGUUCGGGAGAAAAUCAUUGCUACGGGUGCCAAGCUUCUCAUGGAUGGGAAUUUGGAAGCGAGGAACCAGGCGAAAAGAAUGUUCCGUGAGCUGUCGCGUUGCGAGGUAUUCCGAAAAGUGUUGAAGGAUUCGGUGCCGGAAGCGACGCUGCGCCACAUCGACAAGACACUGAGAUCCCUCUGAUGAAAUUAGUCCGGGGAAAGAGAACUUUUUGGAGUUGAAACUUUUGGGUCGAUGCAACGUGUGCGAAUUUAUUUUUAUGGGGCCAUUGCGAGACGGUAAUUCCGGGGUUCCCUGCAGGGUCGUUGAGAGAAUUAGUGAGAGGGAGAGAAGAGACUCGGAUGAUCCUCUUUUCGAGACUUUGUCAGAAAGCUCAAAGAUAAAAAAAAAUAUAUAAAUAUAUAAAUAUAUAUAUGAAUAUAAGAAGAGAUGAAAAAAGGGCGGCUGCAAUCGCAACAAAAGAGAUUACAACGUGGAUGGUACGUUACGUUUUCCACAACACACGCGCGUGUCGUUAUAUCGUAAUAGAAAAAUAAAAAUAAUAUAAAAAUGGCGGUGGAUAUAAAAAAGAAAAAAAGAAGCAUCUAACGAAGCAGAGAAGGCGACGUGUAAGAAUUCCGUCCAUGUGUGCUUAUUACACGCUCGCGCUCUCGACUUCUCACUUACUUCGUUGACUCUGCUGUUGCCGCUGCGACGUGAGCGGUCACACAAAGUACGAAAAAACUACCUUAUGUACUCGAAAAUAAUAAUAAUAACGAUAACAAAAAGAUCUUCAUUGCUCAGGGCGAUGGUUCUGACUUGUGCUUGUCGGAGUACUAAAUUUUCAUCUAUAAGAAAACAUACAAACUCGAAUGAACGUUGAUUGAACUACAACAAAAUGGAAGAUAAUUUCCAUACGAACGCAAAAAAAAUAGUUAAAUUUGCAAGAUUUUUUACGUCACUGACGAAAAUGAAGAAAUAACGAGAGAAAUUGGUUUUUUUUGUACUCGACGUUAUCGAAGAAGUUUACCGUUUUUUUUCUCAUUUAUACACACAAUUAUACAUGUAUAGUGUUAAUAAAGAUAAAUUGAUGGAUAUAA
Molecule: messenger RNA, 9716 nt
Organism: Venturia canescens
Lineage: Eukaryota; Metazoa; Arthropoda; Insecta; Hymenoptera; Ichneumonidae
Exons: 21
Coding region: 2020-8820 (2266 amino acids)
Biological process (GO): microtubule cytoskeleton organization
Cellular component (GO): cytoplasmic microtubule; cilium
Molecular function (GO): microtubule binding
Source: RefSeq, a predicted model, not a curated record